Sander lucioperca (pikeperch) is the source of this 7880-nucleotide messenger RNA. RefSeq names its product DENN/MADD domain containing 4C (gene dennd4c). Bases 291 to 6068 code for a protein of 1925 amino acids. Gene Ontology annotation, molecular function: protein binding. The transcript has 34 exons. Gene Ontology annotation, cellular component: ESCRT I complex; cytoplasmic vesicle. The record is from RefSeq and is a predicted model, not a curated record. Gene Ontology annotation, biological process: regulation of Rab protein signal transduction. Lineage: Eukaryota; Metazoa; Chordata; Actinopteri; Perciformes; Percidae.
CUCUCCUCUUUGGGCGGUUCCAGUCUGAAAGAAACGUUUAGGAAGAAAGCCCAGCAACAAAACUAUCAGCGCAGACACAAACAUGGCGCCUGCCUCCGCUGACAACUUCAGAUGAAAGUGUGGCCAGCAAAGUUACAAAGGAGUAUUUCGAAGUGCCUUUUUUUGCGCGCCGUCCUGUUUUAACCUGUAUCAGUUUGCAUAAAUAGAAAUACGGACUAUAUCAAGCGGGUUAAUAACAGCAAGUUGCCUACAUGUCAACAUUGUCUCUCGCUGCAGUGUAAACAGCUGCCAUGAUCGAGGACAAGGGUCACCGUGUGACCGACUACUUUGUGGUGGCCGGGCUGACAGACAAGUCCACGCCCCUGGAGCAGGACCUGUCGGAGACCAAGUCCAGCGGGCCCAAAGCACCCAUCACUGACUUGGCCGUCAUUAACAGGUCAGCGGGAGAAACCGUGCCCGAGGGCUUCACUUGCAUCGACAGCACCUACAGCGGCCAGCCAGCCAACCUUAAUCAUGGCAGUCUUAAGAGCCCCGAGCUGUUUCUGUGCUACAAGAGGGGUCGAGGGAAGUCUCCUCUCAUUGACGUUGGCGUGCUGUAUGAGGGUAAGGAGCGUCUGAUCCAGGGCUGUGAGAUCAUUCAGGCCACACCGUACGGCCGCUGCGCCAACGUCAACAACAGCUCCGCCACCUCGCAGCGCAUCUUCAUCACCUUACGCCGAGCGCCGCCCGUCCAGCCUCAGAACUCCCUCGCAGUGACAGACAUCUGCGUUAUUGUCACGAGCAAAGGCGAGAUACCACCACAUACCUUUUGCAAGGUGGACAAGAACCUCAACUGUGGCAUGUGGGGCUCCAAUGUGUUCCUGUGCUACAAGAAAUCAGUCUCUGCAUCCAAUUCCAUCAGUUACAAAGCUGGUCUCAUCUUUCGUUACCCAGAAGAGGACUAUGAGUCUUUUCCUCUGUCAGAAUCUGUCCCUCUGUUUUGUUUACCCAUGGGUGCUAAGAUUGAGUGUUGGGCACCAAACACACCUGAUCCUCUGCCCGUCUUCUCCACAUUCGUCUUAACCAUCUCUUCCGGUGAAAAGGUGUAUGGAGCGGCCAUCCAGUUCUACGAGCCACAUCCAGUGGAUCAGUUGAGCGAGAAGCAGAAGAUCCAGCUGGGCCUGCUCACCACGGUGGAGAAGAAGGUGAUCCCCAACCGUCCUGUGAACACCAAUAAAUGCAUCUGCCUGCUCUCCCGCUGGCCAUUCUUUGAGUCCUUCCGCAAGUUCCUGAUGUUCCUCUACAAGCUCUCCGUCUCAGGCCCACACCUGCUGCCUAUUGAAAAGCACAUCUCACACUUCAUGCACAAUGUGUCAUUUCCUUCUCCUCAAAGGCCAAGAAUAUUGGUCCAGCUCUCGGCACAUGACACCUUGAUCCUCUCCCAGCCUGUGUGUACACCCUUACCCCUCAGCGGGGCAGACUAUGGCACUCUGCUGAUGAAUCUGGGCUCAGAGAACUGCGCCACACUGCUGCACUUUGUCCUGCUGGAGAGCAAGAUCCUGCUGCACUCCCUCCGGCCCGCUGUGCUCACCGGAGUGGCCGAGGCUGUGGUGGCUAUGAUCUUCCCCUUCCAGUGGCAGUGUCCCUACAUCCCCCUGUGCCCGCUCUCUCUAGCAGGCGUCCUCAACGCUCCCUGUCCAUUCAUAGUGGGCGUGGACUCCCGCUACUUUGACCUUUACGACCCCCCGCCAGAUGUUGUCUGUGUGGAUCUGGACACCAACACUAUCUACCUUUCUGAUGAAAAGAGACACAGCAACUGGAAGAACCUCCCAAAGAAGCCCUGCAAGAGUCUGGUUAACUCUCUGAGCAACUUGCACCACCAGCUGGCCACGGUUUCAGUACGUCAAACAACACAGGAGAACUCCGCAGUGGACAUGACCCCCAUCGAGGCAGACUUCACCUGGCACAAGAAGAAGACGGCCCUGGAGAUGGAAAUCCAGGAGGCCUUCCUUCGCUUCAUGGCCUCCAUCCUGAAGGGCUACCGCUCCUACCUCAAACCCAUCACCCAGGCGCCCUCCGAAAAGGCCACGGCCGCAGACUCCCUCUACGACCUGCAAGGGUUUCUCAAAAGCAGAGACCGAGCCCACCAGAAGUUCUACUCCCAGCUCACCAAGACCCAGAUCUUCAUCCGCUUCAUUGAGGAGUGCACCUUUGUCAGUGACAAGGACACUGGCCUGGCCUUUUUUGACGACUGUGUCGAGAAGCUUUUUCCCUCUGAUAAACUCACCGACAAGGGCACCAAGGUUGAAGGGGAGUCAUCUGAGGACACGAGGCUGCUGGAACUGGACGAGUCCCAGAAGAGCGAACACACUGUUUUUGUCAUGCCUGCUGAACCUCCAGUUGGCGAUGGAACUGAAACUGCCCCCAGAUACAUCUAUAAAGGUUUCCCCAGGCUGCAGAUGGAGCUGUUUGACCGUCCUCGGGAGUUACUUCCAGCACUCAGCAGCAGAACAGCCGGGGCCAGUGUGUCCAGCAGCCCUGCACUACUGGCUAAGAGGACGAAGCAGGAGAUCAAGCUAGCAUACAAGAUGGCUAAGCGCUUCUACUCCAGUCCUCCGGAGUGGGCCAGGUGUCUGUUCAGUCACUGCUACAGCCUGUGGUUCAUCUGCCUACCAGCAGCCGUGCGACUCUCCAAGUCUAAAAGCCGUGCCAUGCAGCAGGCGUACAACGUCCUCCUAAAGAUGAGGACCACUGAGGUGGAGGUGCUGGAUGAGGUGUGUUACAGAGUGGUGAUGCAGCUCUGUGGUUUGUGGGGUCUUCCUGUCAUGGCUGUGCGAGUCCUGGUUGAGAUGAAAAAAGCCGGAGUACAUCCGAACGCCAUCACAUAUGGAUACUACAACAAGGCCGUCUUAGAGAGCCCGUGGCCGAGCAGGAACCGCAGUGGCCUCUUUAUGUGGACCAAGCUUCGUAAUGUGCUUCGUGGAGUGACCCAGUUCAAGCAUGCUCCAGACCGAACAUCUUCCAAGAAGGGCCCCACACUUAGUACUACAGGUGGGUCAGCAGUCACCGACGCUGACCGUUUGAGUCAUGGAAGUGCCGACAGCUCAAGUGAGGUCAACGGCGAGGAACACAACCUGUUUGCGCAUAGCCACGGCACGAAAGACACAACAGACAACAGCUGUAGCACAGGAAGGCAGUCUGAUCAAGGCUACGGCUCCAAAGAUGAGUUACACCAGGUGCUGGCAGAGCCUUCACAUACAGCUGUCCUUUCCGUGGAAGAGAGAAACAAUUCCAAAGCACAGCAUAAUGGAGGUGACAUUGCUAGCUCGGUGGACAGUGUUGUAGCACUAGCAGAGCCCCCCAGUCCUGUUGAUGGGCUCUCGUCUGUCCCCAGUAUUGUGAAGCUGUCCACAGGGAGCUUUGAUGGUGGCAGGGAAACAGGUACAGGGAAGCUGUUCAGGAGACACAGCAAGACUGAUAAUGUGUCUCUCCCUGAUGAUGAUGAUGAUGCCUCGCUGCCAUCAGGAGAUGUAGCUAACCUGCCUCAACAGCAGCGGCAGAAAUCCUUUGCUGAACGCAGCUGUAGCUUCAGCGUUGAAACUCGUGCUGGGAUGCUCCUAGAGAAAGGCGUGGACCACAUGGCCAGUCAGAUGGGUGCCGAUGCCCGUAUCCUGGCUGCAGCGCUCUGUGCAGGCCAAAGUCCACCCCCUAAUAGUGUGCCCAAAGCACUUUUUAAAGACCUGCAGGAAGAGCCUGGAGAUGAUCGGGGCUUGAUACUGGUGAAGCUGCCAGAGGAAGAGGAGCCAGGAGCACCAGAAGAAGAGAAGGGAGAUGAUGAAAAGGUAGAAAGGACUGAGUUAAAAAAGGAGAAACGAGAAAGGAAGCACACUGAAACAAACGAGGAGGACUCUGGGUUGCGAGCGCCGACCCUGGAGAGGGCGGACGUAAAGGUGGGUGCUGACCCACUUUCCCUCCUGGUGACUGAGAGCGAAGAGUCGGCCUCUGUUACCAGCCAGGAGCCACCACGCUCCGUGCCUGCUGUGGUGUCCCGCAACCUGGCCGAGGAGAUCGAAAUGUACAUGAGCCUGAGAAGCCCCCUGGGUGUGAAGUCCUCCAGCAUGGAGCUCCAGCAGGCCCAGGGAGACUCCACUGACUCCCCACAGCCCAAACAGUCUCUGGAACGCAGGUCUAGCCUCCCCGUGCCUCCUGUAAAAACUCCAACUGGCUCCCCAGGCGAUACACCCAAACGCAGUCCCACCACUGUUACUCGCUCUAAGACUUUUGCAGCAAAGACAAAGACCCCCGGCAGCGCCGUGGGUAGCCCGGGUAUUAGAUCGUCCUCACUGACAGCGCUGGUCAAGUCCUCCCAGGGAGGGUCAUUGGGCUCGGUCAUCAACUCCAUUUCAGGCAUCAAGAUGGACACCCUCUUGUCGGGACCUAAAAUCGAUGUGUUUAAGUCAAGCAUGAAACAGGCGGCAAAUGUAGCCAGCAAAGUGUGGGGAGCAGUUGCUUCAGCUUACUCCUACUCAGAUGACGAGGAAGAACAAGCUCAGGGCGGUGGCGGCUUCCCGUCCCAUCUGGAUGAGCACAUGCUGGCUGCACAUGACAUAGAUGACAGCCCUGAGAGAGGUGUCAUCCCAGGGUUGGUGGCCAACGGCCUCAACCAGAGCUGCACCAGCCUGGGCAGCAGCAGUGGCAGCAGUGACACAGGCCGAGGGACCCACCAGACACAUCCGACCCCAGGACGAGCAGGCAGGGGUCCAGACUCUGAGCAAAGCUCCUCACAUCACGCUUCCUCCUCCAGCAUUUACCAGAACUGUGCACUGGAGGUGCUGAUGUCCAGCUGCUCCCAGUGCCGCUCUUGUGAAGCCCUGGUGUACGAUGAAGAGAUAAUGGCAGGCUGGACAGCUGAUGACUCCAACCUGAAUACCAGCUGUCCUUUCUGUCGCACAGCCUUUCUUCCCUUGUUGCAUGUCGAGUUUCAUGACUUGCGCACAGCGACCGGGUUCUACAUGAAUCCCAGUGCCUCAGGAGACAGUAUCCACAGCUACAGUACCCAGCCCACAGCCAGAAGCUCAGCUGAUAUUAAGACACCUGACCUUAUCUCUUUCCCUGAAGAGGAACCAAGGGAGACUUCAGAUAAUCUGCCCGGAACACACAAGAGUCUGAUUCCAGAGCCGGUGCAGUCGGACCCCCUUGGUCUCCUGGAGCACGAGGCAGCGGGGAAACAGCAGAGAUGCAGUGGGACGUCACUGACGCGCAGCAACAGUGUUGGCGGCCCGCUGCAGAGCCUGGACUACUCCCAGAGACCUGGACAUGGCGUCUCCACCACCAGCCUGCCCUGCAGCCUGCAGGAGGUGUCGGAUGGGAUGGGGACUAAACGGCCGAACCCCAAGCCUGUGUCCGUACCGUACCUCAGCCCCUUGGUGCUGCGCAAGGAGCUGGAGACCCUGUUGGAGAACGAGGGAGAUCAGGUGAUCUACACCCACAAGUUCCUCAGCCAGCACCCCAUCAUCUUCUGGAACCUGGUUUGGUAUUUCCGUCGCCUGGACCUGCACACUCACCUACCUGGUCUCAUCCUUACCUCUGAACACUGCAACAAAGGAGUACAGCUGCCCCUGACGUCACUGUCCCAGGACAGUAAGCAGGUAUAUGUCCAGCUCCUGUGGGACAACAUUAACCUGCACCAGGAACAUGGAGAGCCCCUCUAUCUGCUCUGGAGGACCUUGUUGGAGAAGAAGGGGACAUUGGCUCCGACAGACCACCAGGAGAUUCGCACCCUCCUCAACACAAUUGUUCGCAACAUCCAGACCAACGACGUUUACGGGCCAAUCAACCUGUUGAUCCGAGAGAUCAAGCGGCGCCCUGAGGGUGUCAAACGGCAGAGGAGUAUCUAUCGAGAAAUAUUGUUCCUCUCACUAGUGGCCUUGGGGAAGGAGAACAUCGACGUAGAGGCCUUUGACAGGGAGUACCGCCUGGCUUACAACGAACUGAGCGCCGAGCAGCUCAAGUCUUUGCACCGCAUUGAUCGACCGCCCAGCCCCAGCGUCCAGUGGUGCCUUAAAUGCUUCGGGACCCCCGUCAUCUGACCACAAACACAAAAGUGAAGUGCGAAAAAUGAUUUUGUAUUUAAACACCUCUCAUCGCCCAAACAUGGUACUUCUUCUUCCUCUUGUCUUGGAAGAUCCCCAUCGUCUGCUUUUUUUUACAAACCUAAUGAUGCUUUUCAUAGGCUACUUAAAGGUGGAACUGUUUCUGUAAGUGGCUUGGACAGCUACAGUGAAUCUUUUGGGACUAGCUGAGUUGUGUUUCCUUACAGAUGGUGUAUAGAAUGAUUAAUCAUUGUACAGAAUGUAUUUACUGCCCCUAUAGUGUAGGGGUGUGUGUGUGUGUGUGUGUGUGUGUGUGUGUGUGUGUGAGUGUGUGUGUGUGUUCGUGUUCAUUUCUCUGUCUUGUAGCCUUUUGCCCGUUUUGCUUAAAUCAGUCAUAACUGUCCCCAGAUUAGAUCAGUGUACAUACCCGGACUGUUAGUUUGUGCACUUUCUUUAAAAAAAAAACAAGAAAAAAAAAAAAAAAAAACUGUGACUCAAGUCCACCUGUCUUUUUGUACAUAGGGGGGGGGAAUCUGAAACCAGGGUUGCCUAUUUUUUUUGGAGGCAACGUGUCUCAAUGCUUUGACAUUUUGUGUGAUCCAAGUCUUAAUUAAUGUUGAAGUUUGUUUCAUUGUAAAUGUACAGGUUCAGAGCUGUCUGUGUAAAUAUGCAUUGGAAGCAGACAUGUAAAUGGGAGAGGACUGAGGACAAUCACUAAUUAUCAAUCACUGAAAUUGAUUCUACAACAUUCCAGAAGCCCUGCAAUCAAAACAGGUCUUAAAGAAGUAUUAUUGAUCUCUGCAACAACACUCAACCGCGUGUGAUUAAAACCACCCGAUUGGAGGAAGAGAUUAUAAAAUACAUCAAUGGGAAGUGAAAAGGCAUGCCACACUACUGAUUCCCAUACUUUAAAACAAAGACCCACGUUCUCUUGCAGGAAAAGACAACUCGGUGCCUCAGUGACGGAGCAGUCAGUCCAGCUUGUGUUUUUAAUAUCUGCAUUUUUUUAACAGUAACAUACUUUACUUGUCCAGCUAAUGUGCCUUAUUGUAGUGUUAAAUUAGAACUGUAACUCACAAGUACUGGUCUGGGGCUAUUUCUUACUCUAGCAUAGAACGAACCAGUUUUUUUUUUUUUUUAAUUGGCUGUACUAUUUGUGGACAAGAUUGAUUUUAUGGUUUACACAGUAGCUUUGGAUGAUCUUGGUAUCAAUUAGAGCUAUAUACUGCAAAAGGCUUCUUCAGUACUGCUGACACUGUUAAGAAAUAAAUCAUUUUAGAACAUAACAUUCCACUAAAUGCUGAAACAGACAGAAGAAAGCAAAGUGCUGUGAUGAACUGUUGGGAAAUGGAUGUAGAUGGUCCAAUUGUAGACUUGGGAGAGUGACUUGUACAGAAGUGAUAAUAUUGUGAAAUAUUUAAUUUGCACUGCAUAGAUUAAAACUUGACCUUAACCCAGGGUGAGGAUGAGAUCAGCCCACCUCUUAAUAUUAGGAACAAACAGUAGUUUUUCCUCCAAAACAAAAGGAAAGUCUCAAUUAUUUAUUUUUCUAUCAUUGACAUUUGGAUUUCAGGCUGUAAUUUAGCAUUUUCAUGAAUAACAAUCCCCCCUUUCCCUUUUAAUCUGUCUCAAGGGAUCCCACUCUGUACUGAUUUUGUAAAUUUGACCUGAUGGCAGAGGAUGUACAGAAGAGACUGUUGUUUAACAAUAGAUGAUAUACAUAAGUGAUAUCUUACCGUCCUGUGGAAAGAAAUUGAAUGUCUACACUCGAGUGCGCUGCAAUAAAUGAGUUUGUAAACUGAUUGAAAA